Molecule: messenger RNA, 3448 nt
Organism: Rhinolophus ferrumequinum (greater horseshoe bat)
Lineage: Eukaryota; Metazoa; Chordata; Mammalia; Chiroptera; Rhinolophidae
Gene: LOXL2
Product: lysyl oxidase like 2
Exons: 14
Coding region: 227-2569 (780 amino acids)
Biological process (GO): peptidyl-lysine oxidation
Cellular component (GO): membrane
Molecular function (GO): copper ion binding; protein-lysine 6-oxidase activity
Source: RefSeq, a predicted model, not a curated record
GAGUAAAGGAGCGACUCCAGCCCGCGGCUUGCAGAACUCGGAGCUCUCUCUCCAAAGGCCCCUCUGCUCGGGAAAGGGGCUCCGCGGUGACGUGCGCGGAGAGGAGCCACCGUGGAAAGCUGGACCCCGUCAAGCCAGGGCUGACCCCUGCUGCCAAGAGACUCCCACCUUUGGCUCCUCACCGCCCAGCGCCCCCUCCAUCGGGUCCUCCAGCCAGAGGACAGGCAUGGCGAGGCCGGGAGGCUCCUGCCUUUGCUGCUGUUUGGCUGUGAUCUCCUUCCUUCCCUCGCUGAGCCUGGCGCAGUAUGAGAGCUGGCCCCACUACCCCGAGUACUUCCAGCAGCCCGCUCCCGAAUACCACCGGCCUCAGGUGCCCUCCGACGUCCCCAAGAUCCAGGUGCGCCUGGCGGGGCAGAAGAGGAAACACAGCGAGGGGCGGGUGGAGGUGUACUACAACGGCCAGUGGGGCACCGUGUGCGACGACGACUUCUCCAUCCACGCCGCCCACGUCGUCUGCCGGGAGCUGGGCUACGUGGAGGCCAAGUCCUGGACCGCCAGCUCCUCCUAUGGCAAAGGGGAAGGCCCCAUCUGGCUGGACAAUAUCUACUGCACCGGCAAAGAGGCAACCCUCGCAGCCUGCUCCUCCAAUGGCUGGGGUGUCACUGACUGCAAGCACACAGAAGACGUGGGUGUGGUGUGCAGUGACAAAAGGAUUCCUGGGUUCAAAUUCGACAAUUCAUUGAUCAACCACAUAGAGAACCUGAACAUCCAGGUGGAGGACAUCCGGAUCCGAGCCAUUCUCUCCGCCUACCGCAGGCGCACCCCGGUGAUGGAGGGCUACGUGGAGGUGAAGGAGGGCAAGGUCUGGAAGCAGAUCUGUGACAAGCACUGGACGGCCAAGAAUUCCCACGUGGUCUGCGGCAUGUUUGGCUUCCCUGGAGAGAGGACGUAUAACACCAAAGUGUACAAAAUGUUUGCUGCCCGGAAGAAGCAACGCUACUGGCGGUUCUCCAUGGACUGCACGGGCACGGAAGCCCACAUCUCCAGUUGCAAGCUGGGCCCACAGGUGUCGCGGGACCCUGUGAAAAAUGUUACCUGUGAGAAUGGGCUGCCAGCUGUGGUGAGCUGUGUGCCUGGCCAGGUCUUCAGCCCUGAUGGACCCUCAAGAUUCCGGAAAGCCUACAAGCCAGAGGACCGUGUGUUUCUUCAGCAACCCCUGGUGCGGUUAAGAGGCGGUGCCAACGUCGGAGAGGGUCGCGUGGAAGUGCUCAAGAACGGAGAAUGGGGUACCAUCUGCGAUGACAAGUGGGACCUGGUGUCUGCCAGCGUGGUCUGCAGAGAGCUGGGCUUUGGGAGUGCCAAAGAGGCCAUCACUGGCUCCCAGCUGGGGCAAGGGAUAGGACCCAUCCAUCUCAAUGAGCUGGAGUGCUCCGGAAAUGAGAAGUCCAUCAUAGACUGUAAAUUCAAUGCUGAGUCUCAGGGCUGCAACCACGAGGAAGAUGCUGGUGUAAGAUGUAAUAUCCCUGCCAUGGGCUUCCAGAAGAAGCUGCGCCUGAAUGGGGGCCGAAACCCCUACGAGGGCCGGGUGGAGGUGCUGGUGGAGAGGAAUGGGUCCCUCGUAUGGGGGACGGUGUGCGGUGAGAACUGGGGCAUCGUGGAGGCCAUGGUGGUCUGCCGGCAGCUGGGCCUGGGGUUCGCCAGUAACGCCUUCCAGGAGACCUGGUAUUGGCACGAAAACAUCAAUGCCAACAAAGUGGUCAUGAGUGGAGUGAAGUGUUCUGGAACGGAGCUGUCCCUGGCACACUGUCGCCACGACGGAGAGGAUGUGGCCUGCCCCCAGGGUGGAGUGCAUUUUGGGGCUGGAGUCGCCUGCUCAGAAACUGCCCCUGACCUGGUCCUCAACGCAGAGAUUGUCCAACAGAGCACCUACCUGGAGGACCGGCCCAUGUUCAUGCUCCAGUGUGCUAUGGAGGAGAACUGCCUCUCAGGCUCAGCUGCCCAGACCAACCCCACCACUGGCUACCGGCGGCUGCUGCGCUUCUCGUCCCAGAUCCACAACAACGGCCAGUCCGACUUCCGGCCCAAGAACGGCCGCCAUGCAUGGAUCUGGCAUGACUGCCACAGGCACUACCACAGCAUGGAAGUGUUCACCCACUACGACCUUCUGAACCUCAAUGGCACCAAGGUGGCAGAGGGCCACAAAGCCAGCUUCUGCUUGGAGGACACAGAAUGUGAAGGAGACAUCCAGAAGAAUUAUGAGUGUGCCAAUUUCGGCGAGCAGGGUAUCACCAUGGGCUGCUGGGACGUGUAUCGCCAUGACAUCGACUGUCAGUGGGUGGACAUCACUGACGUGCCCCCCGGAGACUACCUAUUCCAGGUUGUCAUUAACCCCAACUAUGAGGUCGCAGAGUCUGACUACACCAACAAUAUUAUGAAGUGCAGGACGCGCUAUGAUGGCCACCGCAUCUGGAUGUACAACUGUCACAUAGGCGGUUCCUUCAGUGAAGAGACAGAAAAGAAGUUUGAACACUUCAGUGGACUCAUAAAUAACCAGCUCUCCACGCGGUAAGGCAGCCUACGUGGUCACGUGGUCACCUCCUGCCUUCGGGCCACAGCGUCUCCUCCCCUACAGCUGCAAUCUGACUGAUGGGUUGCCACACACCCCCUUGCCCAGCCCAGCCCGCACCAUACCUGGACACCCUGCGGCACAUCCACGCACAGGAGGAAGGGGUGCUGCUGACAUUUUUGGAGGCUACUACUACCUGGAGCCUGGGAAGGCCUCUGGGAGUGGGGCUUGUCCACAGGGCGGUGGGAGCAGUGCCACAAGCCAUCUUGUCCAGGACCCCGGGCGCACAGGUUGUCAUCAGCUUGUCCCAUACAAACCACAGUCCCCCCGCCCCGAGUCUGACACCAGCCUGCUCAGCUCACCACAGAUAAUAUGGGGCCAUUCUCUUCUCAAGUUCCCUCUUGGCAAUGUCAGCUUAUCCACCCAGGGUGGUCAGACGGAACCCCAUGUCUCCUCCUCUUAGGUCAUUUCCAGCCAACUUGAAUGUCUAGACCUCUCUUCCAAUUAAACAAACUGCCUCUCCUCUCCUCUCUUCUAUUCACGUAUAUAAAUAAUGCUACCACGUGUUUUCUGUGGAGGUGAGCUCAGAGUUGGUGCUUCUCCCCCCGCCCCCUGCGUCCUCUUCUUUUUCAACAUACCAUUAUUAUAUUAUAUUUUCACAGACUUCGAAAAACACAUAAUUUAGUGGCAUUUAAUAUUGGGCAUCUGGGCAUUUGAAAGUAUAGAUCAAAAGGAAAUCCCACCCACCCGUGUAAGUGACUCAUGGUUCUGUUGUUCUGAUUCUGUGGGUAACUGAUUCAACGGUGCUAUAACCAGGGUCCAGGGUGACAAGGACACCCACCGAAUGCCAUGUGUCAUCACAGACACUUACACAUACUUGAA